GCGGACGGAGACCGGGAGUCAGCGCGCGCUCCAGAGAAACACACCGAGAAUUAUAUAUAUAUAUAUAUAUAUACACACACACACACACAUAGAGAGAUAUAUGUCGAGAGAAACGUGUGUGUAUCGAGACAGAAAGCCGGCGAUGAUCUAGUUUGAGACGGAAAGCGAGCGACUCGGCGCGAUGUGGGAUUUAUUAACCUCGAGGAUGAUGAAAGGGAAUGCUGUGAUUCCGGUGUGAGCUCGCGCGGCGCCGUUUUCCGUUCCGUGUGAUCCUGCAGAGAGAGAGAGCGCGAGAGCGCCAUGGCUGCGGUCCAGCGGCUCUCCGGUGCAGGCCUUCCCCAGCUCUGAGCUCUGAGUGCUGGGUGUGUGUGUGUGGGGGAUACCGCCGCCGCGCCUCGUGCUGCUCCGGGGGAUUCUAACCUACAACUACCACCACCAUCAUCAUCUUCAUCAUUAUUAUUAUUAAGAUUAAUAUUAUUAUUAUUAUUUAAAUCCUGCAUUUUUUCCCCACCUUCCCCUCAUCUAUGGAAUGUACACAAGCCUUACAGUCUGGAUAGGAGCUGAUUGUGCCCGGGGCCAAAAUGUGGGCGUUUGGGAAAUUGGUAUCGAUACGUUGAGGCCCGUGUUUCCCCUCCUCCCCACCCCCUGGAAGUCUGAGCAAUCAGACGUUACAGUGACCGACUCGGGGAGCUGGCACUAAAAUGUCCCUAAGUGGUGGCACUGCAGGCGGGAAAGGUGUGGACUCGAAUGCGGUGGACCCUUACGACAGCGGUGAUGAGUGGGACAUCGGCGUCGGCAAUCUGAUCAUCGACCUCGAAGCUGACUUAGAAAAGGACAAACUCGAGAUGUCGGGCUCCAAGGACGCCGGAGGGAUGGCGGCUCCGCCCAGCGCCGUGGCCGCCCUGGCUGACAACAUCAAGUUCGUGAGCCCCGUCGGCGCCCCUCAAGGCAAAGAGAGCAAAUCGAAAUCGAAGCGCAACAAGAACUCCAAGGACAGUAGCACCAAGUCUCCGGCGGGAGACGGCGUGAAAAAGGAGCACCAGGGACGAACCCAAGUGGAGGUGACUGGUACGACGGGUAAUUCAGGAGGUGCCGGGAACAACGUGCCCGGGAAAGGCAUGGAGAAGGGCGGGAAAGCGCAGCGUGGCGUCCCAAACAGCAAAAAGGACAAGGAGGUAUCGAGCGGGAAGAGCAAGAAGGAGAAAAACGAAGGAGCGGUCGCCGUGGUCGCGAUAGAGAAGGAGGUAGCUGCUAACGCUCAAGCACUUGGGAACAAUACACGCAGCGCCCCCUUCGACAGUACUCCGAACGUGGACAUGGCCGUAACCGAGCCGCAUGGGAAUAACACCCUGGAAUCUGUAGGAAUAGUACCGUUGUCUAUCAAAUCAGAACCCGAGGACAUGGAUAACGGCGAGUGCCGAGCGCUAAAGAAGGUGAAAAACGAAAAGAUGGAGUCUCCGGUCUCUACGCCGGCCCCGCCUCCGCUGCACCUUUUAGCCUCGGUGGGAAACAGCGACAUCGCCUCACCGUGUGAGCAGCUGAUGGUGCGGACGCGUUCGGUCGCCGUCAACACGUCCGACGUGGCCCUGAGCACGGAGCCCGAGUGCCUGGGCCCCUGCGAGCCCGGAACGAGCGUCAACCUGGAGGGCAUCGUGUGGCAAGAAACCGAGGAUGGGAUGCUGGUGGUUAACGUGACAUGGCGGAACAAAACAUAUGUUGGAACGCUGCUGGACUGUACGCGCCACGACUGGGCUCCGCCGAGGUUCUGUGAAUCCCCCACAAGCGACUUGGAGAUUAGGCCUGGGCGUGGUCGAGGAAAGAGGAUGCGUCCCAACAGCAACACCCCAGUCAAUGAAAACAGCAACUCCUCUGACAACAAGGGCAGCAACAGUAGCAAAACCAGAGCCGGCUCUAAUAGCAAGGCUCGACGCGUCAGUCAGAACUCCUCGGAGCGAAGGACGCCACCCAAUAGCAACACAGAGGAUGUCAAAGCCAGCCCUUCGUCGGCCAGCAAGCGGAAAAACAAGCCGGUUUCCGACAUGGAGCCCAACUCUAGUUCCGAGGACACAAAAGGCAACAAGCGUAUGCGCACUAACUCCAACAGUGUAGUAACCUCUGGACUUUCGAUCCCCACCAUUAAGUCGGAGUGUCUUCCGCCUCCCUUGGACCGUAAUUGCCCCUCACCAGUACUUAUAGACUGCCCUUAUCCCAACUGUAACAAGAAAUACAAGCACAUCAAUGGGCUGAAGUAUCAUCAGGCCCAUGCUCAUAACGACAUCAAUAUUAAGCUGGACAUGGAUGGGGACAGUGAGUAUGGAGACGAGUCCUCUCUCCACCCUGAGCCAGCUAGCUGUAAUGGGGCCUCAGUUUCCCAGAAAGGGUCUCUUUCACCAGCACGCUCAGUCACUCCAAAAGGAAGAGGUUUUGAUGCGCAUAGUUCAUCUCCUUCACCAGGGAAAUUUGGCUCCAAGCCUAAGAAGAAGAACGGAGAAGCUGAUUCAGAGGCUUGUGGCAUUCCCAUGGAUGGCCUUGAGGAUGGGCCUUCCCUCACUGAUGAUGCCAGUAAUGAUGGCAUGGAGGACAAGAAGUCUAAAAAGUCCAAGCCUGAUAAGCUGGCCCAGAAGAACAUGAAAUCCUCCAGGCCAAUGGGCUCAGGCAUGCCCUCUCAGCAAAUGUACUCUCUACAGCCAACAUCGUUCAGUUCUGGGAGUCCCAACCAUCACCCAGGAAUGAGUUCGAUGAUUCAAGGCAUUCCCAAAAGCCCCCAGCUUAAAGGUAUUCAGCCAAAGCCGGGUGUGCCUGGAGACUCGUCCCCUAUGAACCAGGUUCUAGGGAGCUCCAAGGACAAAAAGAAAAAGGACAAGAAAAAGAAGGAGGCUGGUAAAGAGGGAGACAGCCCCAAACCUUCAGGAAAAAGCGGAAAAGCAGAGGAAGGGAAGAGCCCUUACUCUGAAUCCUCUGAUCCUGGCAGCAGAAGUGAAGGUCAUCUCAAUGGUUCCUCCGAUCUUCACCAGAGUCGCUUAGCGAGCAUUAAGGCUGAGGCAGACAAGAUCUACAGCUUUACAGACAACGCUCCCAGUCCAUCGAUUGGUGUGGCUAGUCGUAUGGACAGUAGUGGGCAGCCUCUCACUCCUCUUCAUGUUGUUACUCAGAAUGGGGCUGAUAGCUCUUCGGUGAAGACGAACAGUCCUGCAUACUCUGAUAUCUCUGAUGCUGGUGAAGAUGGUGAGGGAAAAGUAGAGGGUUUAAAGACUAAGGUAGAAGAUCAGUCUGUGAGGGAAGGAGCCAAAAAGGCCCUCUUUCCAUCUCAGGCAGCCAAUAAAGAGUCACCUUAUUAUGCUAACUAUGACAAUUACUACUCUCCGAACUACACUCACCCUAGUCCUGGUGGUGCUAGUACUGGUGGGACACUGCCAGAUGCCCAAACCAUAAAGGUAAAGAAAGAGGAAGAGCAAGAUUUAAGUGAAGACAAGGCAAAGCCGGAGUUCCAAGAGGAACGUAAACCAGAUGCUGCCCCCAGCCAGCCGCAACAACAACAGCAGCAGCAGCAGCAGCAGCAACAACAACAAGCCUCGGUCAUCCAGCAACGACCCAACAUGUAUAUGCAGCCUAUUUACUACAGUCAAUACUACGUUCCCCCUUAUGGUUACCACGACCAGAUGUAUCACAACCAUCUCAUGAACACUAAUCCAGCCUAUAGGCAGCAGUAUGAAGAGAGGCAGAGAGUGAUGGCAGAGCAGCACAGAGCAGCCAAAACCGAGGCUGGCAUAAAAGAAAGGGAAGCCUCUAUGAAGGAUGAAUGGAAACAAAAGGGUCCUGUUCCCCCGGGACUCACAAAAGCCCCCAGUCUGUCUGACCUGGGAAAGCCACAGGUGCCCAGCAAGCAGAGGGACUCGUCUUCUGAGCCAGUCAAGUCUGUCAUCAUCCCCAAAGGGGAGGAGGCUAAGCUCCAGCCCCAACAGGCUGAAGGCUUAAAGGUGAAGCUCAGCGAAGGUGGCCAUCACGGCAAAGACGACGCCAAUAAACCAGGAGUCGAGUCGGCCAGGCCAAGCAUGGAGCAGUCGGUGUGGUACAGACAGUACCCUGAGAACCAGAGGCAGGUCGAGGAGGAGCGAGAACGUGACCGAGAAAGGAGAAGCAAAGACGAGAGAUCAAGGACUAAGGAGUCGAGUGCCAAGGAAGAGAGCAAGGAGAGCAGCGACCGUUCAUCCGCUCCUACCUCUGAGGAUUAUCGAGGUUCAGGGAAAGACCCUCGGUCGAACGCUCACAUGCCUUUUUCCUCCGCACUGACUCAGCAGCAACCUUACAUGCACUACAUGCAUGGAUAUUCCUAUGGGCAAGGCUAUGACCCCAACCAUCCUGGAUACCGAGGAAUGCCGUCAGUCAUGAUGCAGAACUACCCAGGUUCCUAUCUACCUGCCGGUUAUUCAUUCCCACCGUACAGCAGUAAGAUGGGUGGAGGCGAGGAAGGCGAGAAAUCCCGCUCGAGUCCUACAGUCAGCAGCAAGUCGUCCUCUGAGGCAAAAGCCCUGGACAUCCUGCACCAACACGCCAACCAGUACAAGAGUAAAUCGCCCACAGUCAGCGAUAGAGCAGCGCACGAGCGGGACCGAGCAGCAGCAGAGAGGGAAAGAGAAAGGGAACGUGAGAGAGAACGAGAAAUGGAUCGACCGCGUUCGUCUCCCUCACAGAGAAUCAUGCAGUCUCACCACCACCUGGGCUUCCCCCUCGUACCUGGCCAGUACGACCUGACCUAUACCACAGGUCUACCCUCGUCAGCUAUUGUUGCUAGUCAGCAAGCUGCAGCCCCCUCCCUCUACCCACCAGCACGGAGGUGAGAACGGAAACAGUGACUGACUCGACCUCAUCUCUACAAAUACGACAUGUGACUGGAUCACAUGAGGAAGUAUAUGGAGUUCAUUUUAGACAUCAGUUGAAUGGUGUUUCUAUAUUUUUUAGUUGUUUUUUUUGUUUGUUUGUUUUUUUGUUUUUUUUCUUUUCCUGCCGGAAUGUUGUGGCAGAGUGACGUUUUCUUAGCAUCCGUACCUCGUUACUCCACUGAGGACUGUGAGACCAGGUUCAAAGCCAUCCUGCUGCCCCACCUCGCCCAGCCGGCUACUGAACUCUCUCUCUGUGAACUAGCGAGGAGUCGUUUAGGGGAGGGGAUAAACAACCCGGAACGAAACGAUCCGUAAAACCUCUACUCGUGAGAAUGUUGGACUGGACGAAGCGCUCCCACGUGCGUGCGGGUUGUGUUCGGGUCGAAGAGGCGCAGACCGGUGGGUCAAACAAGAAGAAGAAAAAAAAAAGACUGGACGUAUAUCAUCAUCAUCAUCAUGUUGAAAUGGUUGAAGUUGUUUUGUUUUGUUUUCGAGUGCACAUCCUCCUCUUCCUCCUCCUCGCUGAAGCAUCUGUGACUUUUCACAACGGUUGUGUUCUGAAAUUCUCUCAUGGGUGGCGGUUCUCGCGUAGUUCUCAUCACCACACGCCUCAAGACUGCUUUGUAUUUUUUUUUUUUUUUUUUUCGUCUUCAGGAGGCUCGGUGUGUGUUGUUUUAGUUUUUUUUUUUUUUUGUCCCCCCCCUCCCCUCACCCCUCCAUCCCGAUUACAGCUCACGCUUCCAUGCAGAGGAAACGCCAGCGUCUGUUGUCGUCCUAACCAGUUUCAGUUUUAAGUUCACGGAUCAGGGUGGAAUUUUUUUUUUUUUUAUUUCGCGUAAGUAUUUAUUAAAGCGUCAGACUGGUGGCGGCCAGUCCUGCAGAGAAAGUGCAGACCGUGUAGACAUGGAGGUCAUGCAGAAUCAGACGAAACCCACCUCGCCACGUGCUCAGCUCAACCAGACGUCGCUAAGCUGCUAUAUUUUUAGAGAUCUUUCAUUUCGGAUUUCCAUCCCUCUCUGUCUCUCUCUCUCUCUGUCUCUCUCUCUCUCUGUGCACUGUCAGACGUACUAACUGUUAAACCGACUAGUCAGUGAUGUGACGUGUGUUUU
Molecule: messenger RNA, 5989 nt
Organism: Clarias gariepinus (North African catfish)
Lineage: Eukaryota; Metazoa; Chordata; Actinopteri; Siluriformes; Clariidae
Product: zinc finger protein 609-like
Exons: 9
Coding region: 702-4838 (1378 amino acids)
Biological process (GO): regulation of transcription by RNA polymerase II
Cellular component (GO): nucleus
Source: RefSeq, a predicted model, not a curated record